This is a messenger RNA of Lemur catta (Ring-tailed lemur), 584 nucleotides long. RefSeq names its product D-dopachrome tautomerase (gene DDT). Gene Ontology annotation, molecular function: phenylpyruvate tautomerase activity. The record is from RefSeq and is a predicted model, not a curated record. Bases 63 to 419 code for a protein of 118 amino acids. NCBI's taxonomy places the organism in Eukaryota, Metazoa, Chordata, Mammalia, Primates, Lemuridae. The transcript is spliced from 3 exons.
GAUACCCCCGGUCGCACUCCGCUCGUUCUGUCUCCGCCGCGGCCGCCAGCGCUCCUGUGGACAUGCCUUACAUUGAGCUGGACACGAACCUGCCCGCCGAUCGCAUCCCCGCGGGGCUGGAGAAACGUCUCUGCGUGGCCGCUGCCGCCACCCUGGGCAAACCUGCGGACCGCACGAACGUGACGGUGCGUCCGGGCCUGUCCAUGGCGCUGGGCGGCUCCACGGAGCCCUGCGCGCAGGUGGUCGUCUCCUCGAUUGGAGUGGUGGGCACCGCGGAGCAGAACCGAGGCCACAGCGCUCGCCUCUUCGAGUUCCUCACCAAGGAGCUGGCCCUGGGCCAGGACCGGAUCCUUAUCCGCUUUUUACCCCUGGAGCCCUGGCAGAUUGGCAAGGAUGGGACAGUCGUGACUUUUUUGUGAUUGGCAUCUGUGAGCUGAUUGCCCCUUGCAGAAAGACUUCCUGGCAGAGCGAUGGCCUAAUGGAUACCAGCUUUGGACAAUCCUUCAUGCAGACACGUCUGUGACCUCACAGUCCUCUUUUUCCCCAUCCUCAUGCUAAAUAAAUGAAGAGAGCUUCAUGGUUCA